GAAAAUUAAAGAGCUAUUCUCUUCAUUAUUCCAUAUGUUUUUGGAACCCUACGGGAAAAGAAGGAAAAAAAAUUCCUUCAUUAUUUGGUUUGGAGAGAAAGUGAAGAAAAAUUGAAGAUUACUUCCAGAGAGCGUUUCAGAGAGGCCUGAAGCAGCAACGAAGAUGAAGGUAGCUCCGAAGCUCAUUUUCCUUUUCAACGACGCCGACGGCUUCGGCACCGCCAUAUUGGACGCUCUUCAACCAAACCCUAGCUCAACUCUUCGUAGAUUGGAAGACUCGUUCGAACUGUCUCUGGAGGGGUACGGGAUCAAAGAUCGUAAAGUUUCUGGCAAAAUCGUUCACUUUGUAGACCAUGACGGCCAUUAUCAGGUGACUGUGUUACUCAUGCAAGAUUAUGAGCCUCCGGUUUUGGCAUGUGCUGUCAAUGAAGUUCUGGCAUCAAUGAAAGAAGAAAGUUUUUCAAUUGUGCUCCCAAUUGUUGUGGCAGCACCAAAGCUUAAGCUGGAAAGAAAAUUCUCCACAACUAGUGACAAAGUUUCACUUUAUGGUCUGCAAAUAGGUCCAGAGACAGAUAUAACUCGAACCAUGGUCGCGAAAACCCAAAAGCCACCAUUGUCAAUGCAGAUUCAUCAUGAACCUUUGGCUUGCUUUAUUCAGUUGGUCCGUGUCUUGAACCUGCCAACAUGUGUUCUCAUUGGGCGGAGUAGUGAUCAAUUUCAAAAGACAUCUGCAGAGGAACUGGAGGUGAUCAAUGAGAUGGCAGAGCUCUUGACAGGCAUGUCUUCCUUGAGCUUUUUGAGGGAGAGGAUGACAUGGAAUCCAACCAAGACGUCAAAGGACGACAAGGAACCAUGGCGCGCACUCUAUGGCUGAACCUCAGUUGUUUUGGGGACAUUAGAUGCGCUUAUGCGACCAAUCAGUCAAUGCAUUGACUUGUUUUUCAUUCUUGUCUUGUUCUUGGGGUUAAUAGAAGAGCCCGAAAGCACAAUUCUUGUAACGCUAAUCCCUUUUUUGAUAGUGAUAGUCAUUGUCUAAUACAAGAGGAAAACCACUUCUAUUGUGAAUCCGUUCCGAGACUUUGUAUCUCUCAUUUUUGUGGAAAACCACUUCUAUUGUGAAUC
Molecule: messenger RNA, 1122 nt
Organism: Rhododendron vialii
Lineage: Eukaryota; Viridiplantae; Streptophyta; Magnoliopsida; Ericales; Ericaceae
Exons: 4
Coding region: 164-874 (236 amino acids)
Source: RefSeq, a predicted model, not a curated record